Penicillium vulpinum is the source of this 1092-nucleotide messenger RNA. Its product is annotated as INSIG family protein. Bases 1 to 1092 code for a protein of 363 amino acids. The transcript is spliced from 2 exons. Lineage: Eukaryota; Fungi; Ascomycota; Eurotiomycetes; Eurotiales; Aspergillaceae. Gene Ontology annotation, cellular component: endoplasmic reticulum. The record is from RefSeq and is a predicted model, not a curated record. Gene Ontology annotation, biological process: sterol biosynthetic process.
AUGACCGAACAGCCCCGCAUCCUCCGUCCACGCCCGAGACGUCCAUUCGAAAUAACGCCUGCUUCUACGGAGUCAUCUGGACCUCCAACACCGGCCGAGUCAACAGGCACGGAGUACCUAAACCCGCAAGCAGACACCACGUCAAACUCAACCGGCGUGAGCCGUACAGGAUCGGUGAUGAACCUGACCGCUUCGACCCUGUACGGGAUCUACUCUCCGACGGCGUUCGAGGGAUACCGCGAUGAGUCCAGUCCCUGGGGCACAGAAGCCAACAGCCCAUCGGCAGAGUUCCCUCCCGAGCCAUUGCAGCGCGUAGCAGAGAAAUCGGCCAUCGAGCCGCGGCGGAAGGCGCUGCGGAGGACUCGGUCUCGAUUGAGUCUAGGUCUGUUCCGGGGCGUGAUCUUGCCGCAGGCGUUGAGCAGCGUGCUGCUCUUUGGCUUUGGUGUUGCUUACGGUGUUAUCACGGUUCAUCUUCAUGAGAACCAUUGGAUUACGCCUGUCAAGCUGGAAAAUAUUCAUUACUACGAUUCAUGGCAAUACUUGGGUGUCUGGGGAUUGGCGGGUAUUGCUUUGGGUAAUCUGCUUCCUUGGUUGGAUAACUGGCGUGAGGAUGACCUUGAGGAGUCUGAUUCGAAGCUUGCAAAUACCGAUGAGGAAGAGAGCGAGGAUCGCACCCCAUCUUGGGUUGCUGUUGCUCGCAGUGUCGGAGCGUUUGUCGGAAUUGCAUUUGCUAUGCGGAAACUUCCUUGGGAAUCUACCACGCAAGCAUCAUUGACCCUCGCGCUCGCAAAUCCCGUUCUCUGGUACCUGAUUGACCGCACCACCACCGGCUUCGUCCUCUCGACCACCGUUGGAUUGACUGGAAUGGGAGUUGUUCUUGGCCUCAAGCCAGAGCUUGUGCCUACGUCGACCGGUAUCAAUCUUCUGAAUGGAACAGGACUGGAGAAUGUGCUGGGUGCAGGUAUCACACAGGAGAGCAUUGCGGUCGGUACUUGGAUUGCCAGUGUCAUUUUCUGCGCAUGCGUGUGCUUUGGAAAUGUUGGCCGUCAGCUUGCUACCGGAGCUGGCGCCAGAGAUAUUUUGAAGCCCUGA